UAUGUCCGGCGGGGCGACCGUCAAUUGGACAAUUUGGUGCAGCUGCCCUGGAAACUAUGGAGAACGGCCAGUCAUCGAAUUUAGCGAUUUGUCAAUUGAAUCGAGUCCGCUCGUGCGAGUUCCCUGGCACCCUGAUCCUGCCGCCAUGCCUUGACAGCUACAUACUCUACUUGUUCGCUGACGCAGCCAAGGUAACUGUUGUUCAGCUCGCCUUGACAGAGAGGCUUUGUACUUCAACGCGUGGAGCAUUCAUCGUCGUCCUUCGCCGCGUGAUGACUGGAUAGUUCAUAGGAAUCUAAGAUUCAAGCAGGUUUAGGUUUAGUCGACAUUGAUCAGAAUGGGGAAUUUCAUGCCCUUGUCUUACCCUAGAAGUCGCGGACCACCGUAUUCAGCAUCUUAGUAUUCUUAGAAAUUCUCAGAAUAGAAAACAAUUCCCUGAAUUCCUCAGUGUGUCCAUCCGCCUGAUUUAUUCAACCUAAAUACCCAAGAGGCCACAAUGAGCACGGCCAGCAGCCGGCAGUUCUCCCGGCGGCAGUCCAUAGAUCCGCAUUCCAGAACAAGCCAGUCAGCCGUUCAUGGCGCCGUCAGGUCGAAUCCCGCGAUCCCCGCGCCGACGCCGAAGGCGCGGCCGGCGAACUACGGGUUCGGCGAGGACUCGAUGAUCGGGCAGGAGAUCAAGCAGCUGGAGUCGGACUCGUUUAAUGCGGACCAGUUCAUGCAGGCCAAGUGCAAAGCCAUGAGCGAGAAGUCUUUGCGGAAGCUGUGUGCGGAGCUGGUGGAUUUCAAGCGAGCGUCGGCAGAGGAGAUGCGGAAGAGUGUUUACGCCAACUACAAGUCCUUUAUACGCACGGCGAAGGAGAUCUCGGAGCUGGAGGGCGAGCUGCGCAGCGUGCGCGCGCUGCUGACGACGCAGUCGACGCUCAUCCACUCGCUCUCCGACCGCUCGCCCAUCGUCCACUCCCACCUCGCCCACCCCGACCGCUCCGUCUACGAGGACGACAAGGAAGCUUCCUCCCAGGAGGCCAACCUGCUGCUAAUCCCGGAUAAGAUGGCGAUCUGCCUGGCGGAGAGGCGCAUAGACGAGGCGCUGGACCUCCUAGCGAAGGGGGAGGAUGCGGUGGUGAUGUGCCGCGCGGGGCACCGGCCAGCCGUGAAUAAAGACGCCCUGGAGACGCUCGACACGAGCCUAGCUGAGAAGCGCGCCGAGCUGGUAGAGCUCCUGGCAGGAAUCACGCAGCAGCCGUCGGUUCGGCGGGCGGAGCUUCGGCACGCCGUGGCUGCGCUGGCGAGGCUCGGCGACCCGAAGCGGGCCCACACGUUGAUGUUAUCCUCCCACGGGGCUCAGGUGCAGGCAGCCGUGCAGCCGCUGCGGCCAGGGGGCGUAUCCUAUGGUGCUGCUUACACGGCGAAGAUCUCACGGCUGGUGUUCUCCGCAAUCCUGGCAGCAGCACAGGACUCGAAAGCGGUCUUCGGGGACACCCCCUCGUGUGCCUCGGAGCUGGUGCUGUGGGCGCAUGGGGAAACGGAGUGGUGCGGGGAUCUGCUCCAACAGUACGUGCUGACGUCAGCGGCGGCGGCUGGCGGGCUGCGAUUGGCUGCGGAGUGCGUGCAGAUCGCAGUGGGGCAUUGUUCCUUGUUGGAGGACCAUGGGUUGGCCAUGGCGGCGGUGUUGAUGCGGCUGGUGCGGCCGAACGUGGAGCGGGCGCUGGAGGCGAACAUACGGCGGAUAGAGGAGAGCGUGCAGGCCAUGGCGGCGGGGGACGACUGGACGCUGCUGCCCGUGCCCUCCGCUCCCAGGAGCCCUGCUGCUAGGUUGCUGGCUGACGCGCCGGUGGCGAAUUUCCGGCUUACUAGCAGCGCCUACCGGCUCUACUCCAUGGUGCAGGACUUUUUGGAAGAUGUCAUUCCAAUCGUCAACCUGCAGCUGACCACGCCCACCCUAGACGGCCUGGCGCACCUGUACUCGCAGUACACAGCCAUGCUCAACCGCGCCCGCACCCCCGACGACUCCUCCAACGACUGGGACCCCUCCGCCGCCGCCGCCGCCUUCGCCGCCGCUUCCAGCCAGGGGGGAGACGGUGGGGAGGGCGCGGACGGGGCAGAGGGGGAAGGCGCGGGAUCCACAGGGAUAGUCAACAAGGCCGUGACCGACCGGCAGCAGCUGGCGCUCAUAGCCAACGCCGUCACUCUCGCUGAAGAGUUGCCAAGGCUGGCUGCGAGGUUGACGCAGCCUGUGGCGGGGCAGCGCGCGAGCAGGGAGCAGCGGAGGAGCUCGGGGGGCGAGGCGAAGCGGCAGCAGCUGCAGGCGUGGAAGAAGCAGCUGAGCGAGGGGGUUGAGAACCUGAGGAUGGGGUUCUGCCUGCAGAAGGCCACGGAGCUGCUGUACCCAGAUGCGUGCAUGGAGGAUGCCCUGCUGCCGCACCUCUACUUCCUCAUGGACCAGGUAGAGUCAGACGCGUCUCUCUGGUUCAACGACGCCCAGCCCUCCGAAGCACUCAAGAAUUUUCUCUUCACAACUCUCGCCAUAUCCGACGCAGCAUCGGAGGUGCUGGCGGGGCGGGACCGCUUUGUGCUGCAGCUGCUGACGCAGUACGGGCUGGCGCUGCUCACGCUCAUCUGCCACGACAAGGCGUGGGAGGACUCCCAGUUCUUCGUCGGCGCCACUGGCCUGCAGCAGUUCCUCAUGGACAUCUCGUUUCUCAAAGAGGUGGCGGCGCGCUACCACUUCACAUCGCGGCAGCUGCAGCAGGUGGCUGACACCAGCAUGGAGCGAGCCAGGGAGUCUUUCGACGUCAACCGGGAGUGUCCUGGGGAUGACAAAUUUAGGGAGUUGGCUCAACAAGCAAUUGAAAGGCACCUCAUUGACAAAGGCUAUCUAUAACCACAUGAAUCAAUGCAACUUGAGCAGUGGUACAGUGCAACGUGUUUCUUGAACCUUAUAGGACGUUGAGAAUGAUGCUUAGGUGAAAUCAAGUAGUUAAGCCCAUAUGCAGCUUUCUCACAUUCAUUUGUCUUAGCGUACUCUGUACCAAGAAUAUGCGAUGCGUAACAA
This is a messenger RNA of Closterium sp. NIES-67, 3052 nucleotides long. The record is from the annotation of a GenBank genome assembly. Lineage: Eukaryota; Viridiplantae; Streptophyta; Zygnematophyceae; Desmidiales; Closteriaceae.